AGCGCCCAUGCGGGGCUCCUGGCUGAUGCCGGUCCUUUAUCUGAGGGAAUUGCUCGGUGAGGGGGGGCGUAGGAGACUUGGUGCGUGUCCCGGGAAGGGGUAUGAGCACUUGGGAGCCGGUGCGGAUCCAGGAGGGUUGUGAAGGUGAAGCCUGCCCAUCCCCUGGUCACCAUGGGCACUGGAAGAAUGGCCACCCAGCCUCUGACCAAGAAGGCCCUGGGGUCAGUGGCGUUCAGGGAUGUGAUUGUGGACUUCACCCAGGAGGAGUGGCAGCAGCUGAAGCCUGCACAGAAGGACCUGUACAGGGACGUGAUGAUGGAGAACUACUGGAACCUGGUCUCACUGGAUUUGGAGGCAAGACCUGACAUGAAAGAAUUGGACCCACAGGAAGACAAGUGGGAAGACAGACCAUCUGUUGUGGUGGUGGUGGAAGGACCCAAGAGGAACGGUGCUCAGGGUUACAAUUGUGAAGGAGUGAGGACACAGGGUGACUGGGUGGGGCAGCGACAAGGUAGCCCAGGGACAUGUCUGAAGUGGUUGGACAUGUCCCAAGCUUUAUCUCCUCAAUGUUGUGAACUUACAGCAUACAUGCACCAAAGCCCCAUGCCAGUCCCACCAGGAUUGGAAGGACCGAGAGAAGCGGGAACGCACUCCUUUGCCAUGUGUGGGAAGGACUCGGGUACUUCAAGCCUAGAUCCUCCCUCCAAACACUGUGCAGAGAAGAAGCCCUAUGAGUGUGGGGACUGUGGCAAGGCAUUUAGCUAUAACUCGUGCCUGAAGAAGCACCAACGAAUCCAUACCAGGGAGAAGCCAUACCAUUGCGGGGAGUGCGGCAAAGCUUUCGGUUAUAACUCAUCCUUGAAGAUGCACCAACAAAUACACACCAGGGAGAAGCCCUUCUCCUGUGCCAUGUGUGGAAAACAGUUCCUCUGGAAAUCUUACCUCACUGUCCACCAGCGCAUGCACACGGGGGAGAAGCCCUUCUCCUGUGCCACAUGUGGGAAGCAGUUCCUCCGUAAGUCAUGCCUAACCAUCCACCAGCGUGUGCAUACUGGGGAGAAGCCAUACGAGUGCACUGUGUGCAGGCGCACCUUCAGUCAGAGCGUGCACCUAACAGAGCACCAGCGGACACACACGGGUGAGAAGCCAUUCACAUGUCCUGAGUGUGGCAAGGCCUUUAAAAGGAACUCAUCACUCACUCUGCACCGCGGGAUCCACAUGGGCAAGCGGCCCUACACAUGUGGCCAGUGUGGCAAAGCCUUCACCAACAAUUCCUUGCUCAGGGAGCAUAGGUGUGUGCACACCGGGGAGAAGCCUUACAAGUGCAGCCAGUGCAGCAAGGCCUUUAGCCAAAGCUCCUCACUCAGAGUGCACCAGCACAUGCACACCGGGGAGAAGCUCUACAGGUGCGGCCAAUGUGGCAAGGCCUUUAGCCACAGCUCCUCGCUCAGGGUGCACCAGCGCGUCCACACUGGGGAGAAGCCCUGCAAGUACUGUGUCUGCCAGAUGCACUUUGCCACACGCAGGUCCCUUGUGGUGCACCAGACUGGCCACAGUGGCAAGAAGCCCUAUAAGUGCAGCCAGUGUGGCAAGGCCUUUAGCUACAACUUUUCCCUCAGUGAACACCGGCGCAUGCACACUGGGGAGAGGCCCUACAAGUGCUCCAUUUGCCUGAUGCACUUUGCAGUACGCGCAUCACUGGUGGCACACCAGGCCAGCCACACCAGCAAGAAGCCCUACAACUGUGACCACUGCAGCAAGGCCUUCAACCUCAACUACUCACUCAGGGAACAUCAGCGCGUGCACACUGGGGAGAAACCCUACAAGUGCAGCCAGUGUGGCAAGGUCUUUAGUUACAGCUCCUCGCUCAAGGAGCACCAGCAUGUGCACACUGGGGAGAGGCCCUACAGGUGCUCCAUCUGCCAGAUGCACUUUGCGGUGCAUGCAUCCCUAGUGGCACACCAGGCCAGCCACACCAGUGAGAAACACUACAAGUGCAGCCAGUGCAGCAAGGCCUUCAGGCAAAAUUCCUCACUCAGGGAGCACCGGCGUGUGCACACUGGAGAAAAGCCCUACAAGUGCAGGCAGUGCAGCAAGGCCUUUAGCUUCAAAUCCUCUCUCAGUAAGCACAGGCUCAUGCAUACUGGGGAAAAGCCCUAUAAGUGCAGCCAGUGCAGCAAGACCUUCAGCAAGAACUGCUUGCUCAGGAAGCACAGGCAUGUGCACACCGGGAGUAGCCCUGCCAGUGCUCCGUCUGCCAGAAGUGAUUCGUGGCACUCUUGUCCCUGCAGGAGCACCUGACCAAGCAUGCAAUGGAAAAGCCCUAUACGUGCAGCUGGCGUGGCAAAGCCUUCGUCAGAGACUUCUUGAUUCCCAUCUACCAUGGGAUCUACCUGGGAGACAAGCCCUGUAAGUGUGACAAGUGCAGGAAAACCUUCAGCAAGAACUUCAACCUCACACGACACCAGAGGAUUCACACAUAGCAGAUGUGCGUGGGAUCUUAGAAUCUACACCCAACAGGCAGAUCCUGAGUCCAUGGGCCAGUGCUAGACUUGACAGUGCAGGCCACAAGUAGACACAAGAGAAAUCCUGCCCAGACGGGUCAUAGGAAUGUAGGCACUGGGGACAGGCCACACCAUGCUCACCAUUUGAUUCCCCAGCAUGCCCAGGGCCAUGUGGAAAGCAAGCUCCCCUACAGGUCCAGUAUCUGGUCCAGUGGCCAGGGGCACUGUGGCUCCAGACCAAGCUGGAGUAAACUGUCCUAUGAACUUGGACAAUGCAUUUAGUGUCUCUGGGACUCCAUCUUCUCAACACUAAAGUAGAGGAGUGGGAGGAGGAAAGAAGAGGGGGAGGUGGGCUCCAUGGGGACAUUGUCACUUUGUCACACAUGCCUAGAGGUAGUCCAGAGAACAGGAUGUCACCAUCUAUGUGUUUCCUUGUUUUCCCCACACACAGCCCCUAGUUCCCUGCAACACCAGCUGGGAGGCCCCAAGCUCAUAAGCUGUAGAAGUUACCAGGUUGUUCAUGAGGAGAAAAAAUAUUUUUUUCAGGAUUAGGAACUAACAGUAGUACUUUAGAUACCAAAGUUUCUCAUAGUGGGCUGUUAAAAAUAUUUUUUAAAUAAAACUUUGAAUUAAAUGACAUCAACAUUGUUUUAAACAGUGAUCAGGUACAAAAGAUUCAGGGACUGGUAGUCCUGUCCAAAUGAGUGCUAACAGUUGGGGGGGGGGGCAGGAUCACAAAUACCUCACAGGAACCCCAGGAACUGAGCAAGCCUGUCCCAGGCCAUGUGUCUGCUGCAACCCCGAUUCCUGGCUUGGGAAUGGUCACACCAUGUCUCAUGCCUGUUAUCAGAACAGGUUUCUCUGAGGUUUGCUGGUCUCCUAUGGUGAUGAAGAAAUACUAUCAGAAUAUUUCUGUGUUGGACAGAAAUUAUAUCUGUCCAUCUGCCCACCACACACACACACACACACACAUACCAGCAGCAUCAGGAGGUUCAGUGAAUUCUCAUCUGUUAUCCUGAAUGCUCAUUUCCCCAGUAAACAUCUCCCAUGGCAUGAAAUUUCAUCAGGGGAAUUUCCCUUUGGCCCAAGUUUCUUUAAAGAGCUGCCUAGCAGGGAAUGUGACCUUACAGAUGAUCACCUGCUUUCUAUAGGGGUUGAGAGGUGGUGAGAAGAGAGGCAUUUUUUCACUGCUGAAUUCCAUGUGGUGCAGGGAGGUUCAUGUGACUGUGACAGGUAUGUGUGUCAGGGGGUUGUGAGUUGGGUCAAGAAGGAUGUAAGUUGUUUUCUUUCCUGCUUAGUGUUGGGGAGAGGCUGUUUGAAGACAUAAGAAAGUAGAUAUAUAAUACAUAAAGACCUAGAAACUGCAUCCUCUGGUAAGCAGGAAUCUCUAGAGACAAGGGUUUAGGUGAACAGCAAGUCAGUCAACAAGUGUGUGUCUCCUCUGGGCCAGGCAGUGUUCCAGGUGCUGGGAGUCCAGCAGUGAGUGAACCAGAGACCCUCAUCUCAUGGAGCCCAUACCACUCUUUUCUGAGCGAGAUCGGAGGUAAUGAGGUAGAAAGUGAAUGGCGGGGCUGUUUCAGUUUUGGCAGUUAAGGAGGGUCUCUCUCAGAAGGUGGUAUUGGAGCACAGCCCCAGUAAGCAAAGAGAAGACAGCUGUGUAGAUACUGGGGGCAGGGCAGUGUCCUCUCAAUCCAGGCUCAGUAGAGCCAUGCUUGAAAGAGAAAACAUUGGUAACCCCCCAAGGAUCUGUCCUUAGGAAGUUUGUUAAAUAUAUUCAGUCCAUCUGGAUAAGACAUGGUGAGGAAUUGCGGAAGAUGCUCUGACAUACAGCAUUAAAUA
This is a messenger RNA of Phyllostomus hastatus (greater spear-nosed bat), 4343 nucleotides long. RefSeq names its product endothelial zinc finger protein induced by tumor necrosis factor alpha-like. Gene Ontology annotation, cellular component: nucleus. The transcript has 4 exons. The record is from RefSeq and is a predicted model, not a curated record. Gene Ontology annotation, molecular function: DNA-binding transcription factor activity, RNA polymerase II-specific; RNA polymerase II cis-regulatory region sequence-specific DNA binding. Lineage: Eukaryota; Metazoa; Chordata; Mammalia; Chiroptera; Phyllostomidae. Bases 172 to 2301 code for a protein of 709 amino acids. Gene Ontology annotation, biological process: regulation of transcription by RNA polymerase II.